Molecule: messenger RNA, 2443 nt
Organism: Varroa destructor (honeybee mite)
Lineage: Eukaryota; Metazoa; Arthropoda; Arachnida; Mesostigmata; Varroidae
Product: histamine H1 receptor-like
Biological process (GO): chemical synaptic transmission; G protein-coupled receptor signaling pathway, coupled to cyclic nucleotide second messenger
Cellular component (GO): dendrite; plasma membrane
Molecular function (GO): neurotransmitter receptor activity; G protein-coupled serotonin receptor activity
Source: RefSeq, a predicted model, not a curated record
AUGUUCAUUAUGAGUUUGGCAGUGGCAGACCUGACUGUCGGCUUGAUCGUUAUGCCGAUAUCCUCUGCCUAUGCUCUGGCCAACGAGUGGCAAAUGGGGGACUUCAUUUGCUUGUUUUGGCUAUCGGCUGAUUACACCGCAUCAACGGCAUCAAUACUGAACUUGCUCAUCCUCUCAUUGGAUCGGUAUUGGUCGAUCACGUCUCCACUUCGGUACAUGCGAAAACGGACAAAAAAGCGCGCUCUUGUGAUGAUCGCGUUUGUGUGGUUCGUGUCGGCGAUGUGGAUUGCACCUAUAAUAUUUUGGCAGAAGUGGUACCCAGAUGAGUCCGGCACGGACGCUUUUGGCAGUUCAGUACCCACGAACGAGCAUAACUAUUCAAAGAAUUGCGAAACGAAGUUUAGUGAUAAUGUUAUUUUUAAAUUAACGGCUUCCAUGCUCAAUUUUUAUAUUCCGAUGGUGCUCAUGAUUGUGUUGUACUUCAAGAUCUUCAUGGAAGUAAAGAAACGGUCGAAGUUCGCCAUCGGCGAGAAUCAGAUUUGCUAUGGGACGCACACGAUCUGCAGUUCACCGGCGAGGAGUAUUUCCCGAAAGACGCUUGCCAAAGACGUAGACUUUGUCAGUGAUGGGAACGAAUCUCUGUCAAUGCACGAGGAUGGAAAUAAGGUCGGGGGAACGUCGAGCAGCUCGUCCGGUUCACAUCAGGGCCACCAAAGUGGAAUUAAUCACAAGCAUCUAGUUGUUAGCACAACAGCGACGAAGGAAAAGAAACGACGAAGGGGUCGCAAAUCGGAUGAAGCCAUCGCUGGCGAUGGACUAAGCUCUGAAGGCGCCGGUUCUGACUGGGAGCCGGAGCGAGAUAGUGGAAAUAGCGGAGACAGCUAUAAAAGUACCGUGGCCGUACCACUUCCACCCUUGUCAUCUGUACCUAGCCAUAGCCAUGGUACCACCAAUGCUUGUACCCCAUGUCUUAUUCACGUACGAACUGAUGGAGCCAGUGGAGCUACCGUUACUCAUAAUAAGGCUCUAAUUGAGCGCAAAACAAAUAUGCGUACAUCAUCUAAUGGACCAAGUCCAAAUUCAAUUGUGAUUCUUCCAAAUACCAACGGUAAUAACGGUAGUUUUUAUAUGUCUCGAAAAGGGCGGAAAAAUCGAAAAGAUGGCAAUUCGGGUCGGGAAAAUUUUGAACUUAGCGAGAAGGUGGGUCGGGGAGGUGGUGAAUCAAACGUUUCAACAUUUUUAGAGAAUAAUCCCUCCGCAAGUGGUUCGAUGAAACGAUGUCGGGCACCUUUUCGUUUACGAGUGACACGAAAUAACUACGCAGCUAAUCUUGGACAGCAAAAGAAGGCUGCCAGACAAUUAGGCGUUAUCAUCGGCGCCUUCGUAGCGUGCUGGUUACCGUAUAUCGUCGUAUUUAUCACGACUGCCAUUUGUCCAGCAUGUAUUAGUUCUUCGCUCCAUACAACGGUCAUCUGGCUUGGCUACCUGAAUUCUACGAUCAAUCCAUUUCUUUACGCGCUGUGCAACGCUAACUUCAAAAUUGCUUUCAAAAAAAUGUUUUGCCACCAUAAUCCUCACGCGUUUAUGCUAAGCCAUCGGUCUGUCGAUAACAAAGCUGACAAUAACCAUAUGUUUGCCUGAUGCUUCGCUCAGAAGCUGCUUCGCUGUUGGAUUCGUCGUUUCCGUUUAUUCCCGGGAAUAGCGCCUGCGCGAGCAGCAUCCGAUCAAUAUUGUCUUCAUAAACUGACUAAAUAUUGAUAAACAGUAGACGCACAGUAGAGCGACGAAACACAAACGCGUGUGAAGUGUAUCAUUAUAGCCCAAGCUUCUUAAAAACUGAAAAGCUUUUUCAAGCAACAGACAUACUGGAAUAGGUGAUGGAGCGUAGCACGGUCGAAAAGUCACGUACAUGGCGAUGUACAUCCAGGCACUACAGGCAAACGGCACGACAAAACCAAGCGGAUAUAUCAACGAAUUCAAUAUGUUCUUGUUGUAGAUAACAAAAAGAAACACUAUUCGAACUGUCGGCGCUUGUUAUCAUGAUCAGACGCCGCACGAAUUUUGAGUGACAUGGGCGGAGUAGUCAAAAUUUCGUAGGCUGCCAAGCGAUCACUCAGCCUUGAUCUCUGUUAAGCAAUGAUUAUCAACGAUUUAUUGUCGUGCACAACUGAGCACACAAUCAAUCUGCGCACAAAUAGUCAGUCCUCAGUUCUACUAAGGAUUUACAAAAAAAAAAGAUACCUUAACGGAGAGUCAGCUGGUGUCUAUGGAACGAACAGGAGUUCCACAUUGUGAUAACGUCCUCUUCCUCCUCCUCCUCGUCCUCGUCCUCGUCCUCCUCCUGGAUGCAGCUAGAAUACGUAUUCAUCUAUUGUACUGUGUAUAGGGAAUACAUAAUAACAUAGGCUAACGUAGGCUAUAUCAAUAAAAAGAAAACGAAAAA